Messenger RNA from Melanotaenia boesemani (Boeseman's rainbowfish), 1731 nucleotides. Its product is annotated as general transcription factor II-I repeat domain-containing protein 2B-like. NCBI's taxonomy places the organism in Eukaryota, Metazoa, Chordata, Actinopteri, Atheriniformes, Melanotaeniidae. The record is from RefSeq and is a predicted model, not a curated record. Bases 1 to 1731 code for a protein of 576 amino acids. The transcript is spliced from 3 exons. Gene Ontology annotation, molecular function: nucleic acid binding.
AUGCUAGAGGACAUGUCCACUGACACCUUCAUCAACGCUCUGCGAUGUUUCAUUGCUAUCCGUGGUGCAGUCCGCCAAAUUCAGUGUGAUCAGGGCACUAAUUUUGUUGGUGCCAAGAAUGAACUCAACGCAGCUUUAGAGGAGCUUGACACAAUGAGACUGAGCACAUUCCUGUCACAGAAACAGUGUGACUUCAUCAUGAACGCACCUCACUCCAGUCACGCAGGGGGCGUGUGGGAGCGCCAGAUAAAGACUGUCAAGAUCGGAGGUAAAGCCGUGUGUUUGGUUUGCGGGGAGGAGAUUGCCGUGUUUAAGGACUACAAUUUGAGUCGGCAUUACGACAAGAAACACUCGGAAAAAUACAAGAACUUGUCUGAUGCUGAGAGGGAACGGACAUCCGAAGCUUUGCUAGCAAAGUUGCAAAAGCAGCAAGGCUUUUUUACGAAGCUUCACACAUCCAGAGAUGCAGCGACCAGGACCAGCUUUGUGAUAUCCCACAAAAUAGCUAAAAACAGUAAGCCGUUUUCGGAGGGAGAGUUUGUCAAAGAGUGCAUGGUGGACUCUGCCGCACUAAUAUGCCCUGAAAAAAAAGGCGCAUUUGAGCAAAUCCCGCUGUCCAGGCGAACCGUGACCAGGAGGAUCGAGGACAUUGCGGGGAACCUGGAGCUUCAGCUGCAACGUGAAGUGGCAAGUUUUGACUUUUUCUCAUUGGCCUUAGACGAGAGCUGUGAUGUCCGCGACACAGCCCAGCUGCUCGUAUUUGUCCGGGGUAUAACGGACUUCAAGCUCACAGAGGAGCUAGCUGCAAUGCGGUCGAUGAAAGGGACAACGACAGGGAGUGAUCUUUUUACAGAGGUAAAUGCGUGCAUGGACACUCUGGGAUUGAAAUGGGAGAGACUGUCAGGUGUCACAACAGACGGUUGUCCAAAUCUUACAGGGAAAAAUGUCGGACUUUUGAAACGCAUGCAAGAUAAAGUGACAGAAAUCGAUGCAGAUCAAAAAUUGGUGUUUUUGCAUUGUAUUAUACACCAACAUGUGUUGUGCAAGUCAGUGCUAAAAAUCAACCAUGUUACUGAUGUUGUUACUAAAAUAGUAAACUUCAUCAGGGCGCGGGCAAUGAAUCACAGACAGUUUGUCGCUCUUUUGGAGGAGCAUGAGACUGAGCAUAGUGACAUCGGCUACCACACAGCUGUCAGAUGGCUCAGCCUGGGGAAAGUGCUGAAGAGGGUUUGGGACUUGAAAGCAGAGAUUCGAGAGUUUUGCGAGAGGAAAGGCAAAGACAUUCCAGAGCUCUCAGAUGAGGAUUGGAUGGCAGAUUUUGCAUUUGCUGUUGAUGUGACUGCACUGAUGAACGAACUGAACACCAAACUGCAAGGCAAGGGCCUUUUUGUUCAUGAAAUGCACAGCCUCGUGAAGGCCUUCAUGAGAAAGCUGCAGUUUCUUUCAAGUCAACUGGAGAGCAACACUCUCACUCACAUGCAAACCCUGAAGGAAGUCACACCAUCAGCUGAUCACCUCAGCAGGUACUCAUCCAUGUUAGGAGCAUUACAUGGUGAGUUUUCAAGGCGUUUUGAAGAUCUCAGAACAAUCGAGGAUGAAAUGCACAUGAUUUCCUCUCCCUUUACCUGCAGUGUGGAUAAUGCACCCAGUGAUGUGCAGCUGGAACUCAUUGACCUGCAGUCUGAUGCAGUACUGGCAGAGCACUUUAAGAGGAGAACUUUCCAAACCUGA